AUGAAAAACCGGGUAAAUCCAUUCGAAGAUGAUGAAGGGGAACAUGAAAAUGAGUUGAAAUUGAAAGAUUUGCAUUUGUGUAGUGAUGCGACGAACUGGAUUGAUUUUGCAGGAACGCGAUUUAGCUUUACUAAUCAGUAUCGCAAUAUUCCUUCACUUAAAUUGAAGCAAGCUGUUCAUUUUGCCGCUUGCUCGUUUUCUGGACCAAUUGCACUUGCCUAUGCUCAAAAUACGUUAACAUGGUUUGUUACAAUUCAAACAUGCAGUGGUCGAAUUCUCAAACACAAAUUGGAAGUGCCUGAUGCUUUUUCGAUUGAAUGGACUAAAGGGCAUUGCCUUCUCGUUUUGGAUACAAAAGGCCACGCAACAAUUUAUUCGGCACUUGGAGAACUAAUAUCGGAAAUCUAUUUUAGCAAGAAUAUCCGAGAAGUGCGCGCGAGCCGAAUGUUCACGACAUCCCGAGGUGAUAGUGGAAUCGCAAUUUUGGAUGAUGAAAAUCGCAUUUUUGUGGUCAAUUCGGUUUCGGAGCCAAUUGUGUGGUCAAUUAACGCGCCAUCGAAAGACGAUCCAUCGUCUUGGGCAGCUUUUCAGCCCCAUUCAAGACUAACACAUGUCCUUCUUAUCUAUGGAUCCCAAUUUUACAUGGGAUCUCAAGGUGAACAAGUUACGAUUCAACCCCAAGCUGCUAGUUGGGCUAAGAAUUCGUGUGAUUAUGUACAGAGUGUUCUUAAUGAGGAUCGAAGUCGAAUUGUUCUACUUACGAAUACAUCAAUUAUACAGAUAGUGUCCGUUGAUUUGGAUCAUCUUUUCAAUACAAUUGUCGUCGAUAAUUAUGAUCUAUCACAUUGUUUUUCAUUCGGAUGGAUGACCUCAACGGCUGUUUUCGCACAAAUCUCACCGGAGCAGCUGCUAUUUAUUAGUACAAGCACCAGUAAUCCGGAAUUACAAGAUUCUGAAAGGGUUUACGAAGAGCGAACGGGAUUCGCGAGGAUUAACGUUGAGCCGGAUGGAAUUCGGAUAUUUGAGAAUACAAAAAUCACAUUUGCAUCAGUUGCGAGCCGGCCACAACGAGCUGUGCUAGGAGUGGCUUCUUCCGAAGACGGGGCCCUCCUAUACGAAGCAGCGAAUUAUCUCAACGGACCAUCGAGUCAUUUGGCUUUUGAGUAUGCUUCGCAAGUUCAGGACGCAAACUCUGCCAUUGAUGAUUGUAUCAUUACGGCUUGCGAAUCGUGGGAACCGCAAAUGCAAAAGAAGUUGUUGACGGCGGCGAGAUUCGGAAUGGCCUUCACAACGACACCGUUUAAUACGGAGAAAAUGAGAAAAGCAAUCAAGGAUCUGCGGGUGCUCAAUGAGCUGCAUGCGAGUAGAACUGGUCUGCCAAUCACUCACAAACAAAUGCAAAUAAUUGGAGAAUCGUGCCUUAUUAACCGACUAGUCGACAUGGGAUCAUACAGUGUUGCCAUUAAAGUUGCGGGAUGGUUGUGCGGAGAAACUAGCGAGAAUGUCGAUCGAGUACUACUCGAAUGGGUUCGAAGGGCUAUUCAGAAGGCGGCGAAUAGCGAGCAGAGAUUCGAUAAGGAGGCGAUUGAGGCUCUUGAAAUGAAAAUAUCGAAUAAGUUAAUGCAAUUUCCACAUGUAUCAAUUGCAGAUGCCGCAAAACGUGCAAUAGAAGCGAAACUCCCUCAACUAGCAAGAUUGUUCAUUAAACGCGAAACUGAUGAUUCCAAUCACGUGUCUGUUCUUCUCGAACUUGGCGAUGUUGGGGCUGCUCUUGAACGAGCUGCUGCUGCUCAAAGGCCUCAACUUGUUCAUCAAGUCAUUCGAUAUUUGAUGGCGAAUCGAAAAAGAGCUGACUAUGAGCUCGCGAUCAGCAAGAUCCCACUUGCUCAGUGUCUCUAUCAAGAUCUCAUUCGGCAAGAAGGCGAGAAUCGGACGACGGCAAGGAAAAUGUUGGCGUUGCUCGAACAGGAGAGCGAUUUUGAACGACAAACAUUGUAUCAUUUCGAUGUUGCCGAAACGGAAAGAAACCCUUCUGAGAGACUGUUCGCUGUUCGACGAGCGCGAGAUGCGGCGAAAAGUAUGGGCGAUAGGGGCAUUGAGGAGAUAUUGAACGAUGUUGCUUCAUUUGCUCCUUCUCAAAUUGAACGAGGACAAGCUGAUCUAUCCGUCCGGGAUACUGUAAUCGAAUUGGCCCAUGAUACGGCGAAAGUAGCACAAUUGAAGCAUCAGGCAAGACUCACUGAUAAGCAAGUUUAUCUUUGGACCAUUGAAGGGCUUGCUAAAAAAGGAAAAAUGGAGCAGUUGUUCGAUUUGGCCCAAAAGAAAUCGCCGGUUGGCUACGCGCCAUUUGUGAAGGCGUGUGUGCGGUACAAACGAAGCGAGGAAGACAUUCGAAAAUAUAUGGCCAAAGUCAAUGGAUAUCAGGAUCUUGUUGCUGCAAAUCUCGCAUUAAAACGCUUCACCGAAGCGGCGAAAUUGGCGUAUGAUCGAAGAGAUAUUGACAUGCUUCAUUCGAUUUAUCUGAAAUCGCACGAAGACAGAGCUCAAUAUGAGAAAUGUGCGACAAUUUAUCGAACCGCAGCGCACAAUUGA
Molecule: messenger RNA, 2592 nt
Organism: Caenorhabditis bovis
Lineage: Eukaryota; Metazoa; Nematoda; Chromadorea; Rhabditida; Rhabditidae
Source: the annotation of a GenBank genome assembly